AUGAGCUGUUGCAUCUGUCGCAUUAUAUGGGAUGAAUUGACAGAGAAAUACCAAGGCGCAAAGCUAGCGAAAGUAUUGCAAAAGAAUCUACGAACACCCUCUGACGUUGAUCGCCUGCUCGAACUCCAUCAUCGUGCACACACGGAUCCAGAGCGCCAGGUACAGUUUGUGCGGGCUUUCUUGUCCGAGGUCCAGGGAGGGCAAGAUAACGAUCUCUACCGGCUCGACUUUCGACUUGUAGACUCCGACUCGAAGAGACUGGCGACAUUUCUUUUAGAGAAAUCCAAAAACGAGCCUGACUCGGAAAUCUACACGCCCUUGACCGACAGUACAGGCUCGGAAGAGGUACUGCAACUGGCUCGAUUUUGGUUGAACAGAUGUCUCGGGCCUGAUCAUCCAGAAUGCCCCAACCAGACCUUCGAUGACAGAGUACGCUUUUAUCCAACACGGUUGGUCGAGCUACCUGCCUAUGACGAUCAUGAGAAACCGUUUGAUUUCUUAUCGAAGAAAAGUCAUGGCAACGCAAGAAAAGACAAACCGAAAGAAGAAUCGGUGCGCUUGGUAAUCACAAAAGAACGCAGAAUUCGUCCAUUCCAGGCUGGUGGUGAUCGAGGGCGAAGUUCACGGAGCAACAGUGUGUCAAACAUAUUCUCUCCGAUAGAGGGACAAUCAGGAGAACUACCGGACAGCUCCGCAAACCGAAAGCCAGCGAUCAAGUUCGAUGAUGAUGCGGAACGACCGCGCGGACAUUAUGUGACAUUAAGUCAUUGUUGGGGCAAGGCCAGAUUUACGAAGCUUACGAAGGAGAAUCUGGAGGACUUCAAGAAGGGUAUUCCGUUAAGCUCACUCCCCUCAACUUUUCGCCAGGCGAUUCACUUCGCCCGCCGUCUAAGUCCCUCGAUCCGCUACAUUUGGAUAGACUCUCUUUGUAUCAUUCAAGACGACGUAGAUGAUUGGAAUUACGAGUCGGUGCAGAUGUACAGCGUUUACCGAAAUUCCUACUGCAACUUGUCAGCGACUGCCGCAUCCGACAGCACACAUGGUUUGCAUUUCAGUCGCGAUCCACAUCACCUAUGGGAAGACGAGAUCAACUUAAACACUGAAGGCAUCCCGCGACCAUUGGAUGCGAGAGUUCCGAAACGUCAUCUCGGUCUUGAGCCACUUAUCCGACGAUGCAAAAUCCAGGAUGCAUCCUUUUGGGAUCGGCAAGUAGAUGAUGCUCCCGUGAACCGGCGCGCAUGGGUUCUUCAAGAGCGGUUGCUGGCUCCAAGGGUGCUACAUUUUUGCAAAGACCAAAUCGCCUGGGAAUGUCCAUAUAUCGACGCAGCUGAAAGCCACCCUUACGGAGUGUCCCGCAUGGAACUCAGAGCCGGUACUGUUGGAGAGCGGACACGAUUGAAGGCCCUGAUUCCCGGUGAAUACGGCCCCAGAUCGCUAGCCAUCGAUCGUACAGAGAAUGCAUACGCCGCGCACGAAGACUGGAAAAGCAUAGUUGAACGAUACUCCAGGACCAGUUUGACAAAACCGAAAGACAAACUCAUUGCUCUCGCCGGUAUUGCUGAGCUCACUUCCAAGCGCAUCGGCGAUAGACUAAUAUACGUGGCGGGUAUGUGGGAGAAAUACCUGGCUAGCCAAUUGCUAUGGCAUGUCGAGCCCAAGUAUGAGGAUGAAAGAUUCAAGUAUCCUCAGAGACGCCCCGAUGCUGAGGAUCAUGAUCAUUGGCGUGCGCCUACCUUUUCUUGGGCAGCUGUGGACGCACCGCAAGGCGUCAAGUGCGCAGAGACCGUGCGAGAGGACGACCUACAAAUCUCCGUGCAGAACAUUCACGUGCGACCUGCGCUGAACGAAGAGUUCAAGUUCGGUGCCAUAGCCUCCGAUUGCUAUAUCGACCUCAAAUGCUCUUUGCUAGAAGUAGAGAUCGAUAAAGUUCUGGGACCACCUGAUGAAGUGAUCUUAGACGAUGGUGUACAGAGGAAGGUGCGGUAUAACUGGAAGGUGCGCGGUCACGAUGAGAGACCCAUCAUCUCUAACCUCUAUCUGGAUAGUCCACACGAUGACUUCGAGAAGAUACAAAGCAAUGGCGGCACUUUCUGCAUUCCAGCACAUAAGAAAACGAGCGGCCAGUUGAUCUGUCUGUUAGUUCAGCUGUACGAGGGAGGUACUCCAGCUCGGUAUCGCCGCAUAGGCGUCGCUGAUGUCCCCGCUUUUUGGACGGGAAAAACCUUCCUCACAGUUACUCCUGCCGCGGAAACGAUUGUACGGCUGGUGUAG
This is a messenger RNA of Didymosphaeria variabile, 2271 nucleotides long. RefSeq lists its product as uncharacterized. Bases 1 to 2271 code for a protein of 756 amino acids. NCBI's taxonomy places the organism in Eukaryota, Fungi, Ascomycota, Dothideomycetes, Pleosporales, Didymosphaeriaceae. The record is from RefSeq and is a predicted model, not a curated record. The transcript is spliced from 3 exons.